GAGUUGCGACAUAGUUUGUGAGCUAACGAUGCUAUCCUCUGCCCAAACCCCUCGCCUCCUUCGUUCUCCUACCCUCAAAUGCUUCCAUUCUUCGCCGCUGCCCAGCACUGCCACUGCCACUGCCACUGCCACUCCGCAGCUGCCGUCUAUCCUAACCACACGAAAAUCCCUUCUCUCCCGUCAGACCUCCGCUUCGGACCUCGCAAAGUCCUUUCUCGAACGCCUUCGCCGCACCGAGCCCCUACUCAAUAGCUUCCUCUAUGUUUCGUCUGACGAGGACGUUUUGAAGCAGGCCGAGGAGUUGGAUUACAAGAUUAAGAACAAUGAGGAGGUUGGUCCUCUGGCUGGGGUUUUGGUCGGGGUUAAGGAUAAUAUUUGCACGCAUGAUAUGCCGUCCACUGCGGGGUCACGGCUCUUGGGGAAUUAUCGGCCGCCGUUUGAUGCCACGGCGGUGAGAAAGCUGAGGGAGAGUGGAGCUAUUAUUGUUGGGAAGACUAAUAUGGAUGAAUUUGGAAUGGGCAGCACAACUGAAGGCUCUGCUUAUCAAGUGACAGCUAAUCCUUGGGAUUUAUCACGGGUUCCGGGAGGGUCAUCGGGAGGCUCAGCAGCGGCUGUUUCUGCUAGACAAUGCAUGGUGGCCUUGGGAAGUGAUACAGGUGGAAGUGUCAGGCAACCGGCAUCAUUUUGUGGUGUUGUCGGUUUGAAGCCAACCUACGGUCAUGUCUCAAGAUAUGGGCUUGUGGCCUAUGCUUCCUCCUUGGAUGUAAUUGGAUGCUUUGGUUCUUCAGUGGCUGAUUCAGGAAUUCUUCUUCACGCCAUUUCGGGUCAUGAUGUCUUUGAUGCAACAAGUAGUAACAGAGAAGUCCCUGAUUAUGCAUCCCAGUUUGUUGCAGUAGAUUACUUGGAAUCUAAACCUUUGAAAGGACUGAGAAUUGGUGUUAUUCGUGAAACACUUGAAGAUGGAGUUGAUACUGAUGUAAUUUCUUCAGUCCAAGAUGCUGUUUCUCAUCUGGAAGAACUUGGAAGCACUGUGACUGAGGUUUCUAUGCCUUCAUUUUCCCUUGGAUUGCCAGCAUACUAUAUUCUUGCAGCUUCUGAAUCAUCAUCAAAUUUGUCUCGCUAUGAUGGUGUCAGAUAUGGAAACCAAGUUUUUGGAGAAGAGCUUGCUUCACUAUAUAGUGAUACUCGCGCCCAAGGGUUUGGUUCUGAGGUUAAAAUGAGAAUUCUAAUGGGCACAUAUGCUCUUUCUGCUGGUUAUUAUGAUGCAUAUUACAAGCGAGCUCAACAGGUUAGGACUAUAAUCAGAAAUAGUUUCAAGGAAGCUCUAGACAGAAAUGACAUCUUGAUAUCUCCUGCUGCUCCGUCUGUUGCUUAUAAGAUGGGUGAGAAGAAAAAUGAUCCGUUGGCUAUGUAUGCAGGAGAUAUAAUGACUGUGAAUGUGAAUUUGGCUGGUCUACCUGCUCUGGUUUUACCCUGUGGAUUUGCUAAAGGGGAUAAUACUGCUGGUCUACCAGUCGGAGUUCAAAUGAUUGGUGCCGCAUUCAACGAGGAAAAGUUGUUGAAAGUAGGCCACAUCUUUGAGCAAACACUCCAGGGUUGCUCAUUUGUUCCCCCAAUUAUUGUCGAUGAUUCCACUUAGCAGCAUUAGCUGAAAAGAGGGAGCUAGCUGUGUGUGUAGUUGGAUAAAGGGCCUGUGCUGUAGCCAACAAAAUUAUCAUCCAAACCGAUUUCUUGUCAAAUUCAUUGCCAAUUGUGGAAGAAUUCAUUACCAGAAAAGAAGGAAACUAUAUCGGAGGUAGGUAGGUAGGUAUUGGAUGUGUUUAUCCCAAGCUUCUCUACUUCUUGCAUCAUGUAAUUUUUGACUUGUGAGAUUUGUAUGAGGUUAACAGUAUUUAAGGCUUUGCUUUCGGAUUUAUAGAUGAAAAAAAGGGUUUAAUUUGUUCA
Messenger RNA from Andrographis paniculata, 1944 nucleotides. RefSeq names its product glutamyl-tRNA(Gln) amidotransferase subunit A, chloroplastic/mitochondrial. Lineage: Eukaryota; Viridiplantae; Streptophyta; Magnoliopsida; Lamiales; Acanthaceae. Bases 29 to 1639 code for a protein of 536 amino acids. The transcript is spliced from 10 exons. The record is from RefSeq and is a predicted model, not a curated record. Gene Ontology annotation, molecular function: glutaminyl-tRNA synthase (glutamine-hydrolyzing) activity. Gene Ontology annotation, cellular component: glutamyl-tRNA(Gln) amidotransferase complex. Gene Ontology annotation, biological process: translation.